AUGUCAAACGCUGUCAGUAGUAGGGGGCCUGGAAGAGGGAAGCCGAAUCAAGGUAAGUUUUGAGAAAAAGUUCCGGAUUCUAAUCGCUUGAAGGUUAUCUUAUAGAUCAUAAUGUAGCUCCAUUGCCAGAUCAGCAAUUCGUGAUGCCUGUGGUCGCUCAAGUCGGCCAGAUGAGGUAAAACUGUGUUCAGAAUCAUCAAAAAUUAAGAGUUGCAAAUUUUUCAGCUAUCGACCAAUGCCUCCGACUCAGAUGCAGUCGCAACAAUUCACAUCGUACGGAAAUCCUCCACCGCCGUUCGUUCAGUCUGGACACUUUUAUCAGCAGCAACAGCAACCUGCUCAACAGCAAUCACAACAGCAUCACCAGUCGCAAUAGUACGUUAUAGUAACAAACACUUUAAAGAAUAUUUCGUUUCAGCGGUUAUCGAUCUGAUUACCAUCCGGCAAUGUACAAUCAGUACUCGUAUCAAGGUCCACCGCAAGGUUAUCCCACAGAAGCUGUGAACUAUCAGCCUCAGCAUCAGAUAACGCCUCAAAAUCCACCUGUGGUUCCGGAACAACAAAGAAGAAAGAAGAAUGUUCUUGCGAUCGUUGAUCCGACCACCAAAAAGGCAAUCGAAGUGCCGCCUCUUACGACAGCAGCUGCGCCAGUUGUGCCUCCACCACCUCUUGCCUCCGAAGUUGCUGAAAAGAAAGAGCAGUUUAGUAAAGAAUUCAUGGACAAAGUCAAGCAAGGUUUUUUAUGCCUCUGACCAGUUUCUGAAUGUUUUUUCAGGAUUGAAAGGAGAUGCUGCACAAACUUCAUCCGUUACAAAACCUGUUUCUUUGCCGAAUUUCAGUGUUCCUCCACCGCAGUUUAUUCCUCCUGUCAAAGAGCAGAUCUCAGCCCAAGAAUCAGUUACGGAAACGCCGGUCCAGCAAAAUGACAUAAUUUCCAACGUGAAACCACCGACGAAGAAUGACGUGUGAGUAGAUGGACAUUUUUAAAGGAGGCAUCCGGGGAGAAAAUUGAAAAAUAAUUUGACGCUGCAGAAAUGUACCUUGACGUUGUUCGGUAUCACCCCAAAACCACAGAUUUUUACGAUGUCUCUCCUGAUUUUACUCAAUUUUUCAGCAGCAACUUGCUGUUCGUCGACUUUUUCAAUAUUCCGAAACAAAUAAUGUUUUCUCCAGAUUCACACGCUCAAAAAUGUUUUCCCGCUGGGUAUUCUAGGGAUUCUUUCCAUCGACCAUUGGAAAUGACCCAACUCGUCAAGAGCAUUUUUUUGUUUUUAGUAAUUUACCGUAAUCUGUUUUUUGUCGACUUGAAGUAUUUCUAGUGACCGGUGGAAAGACCCUCAGAAUAAAUGCGUGAAUCUGGAGAAAACAUGAUUUGUUUAAUUGUAAGGAAGUUGUCCGGUCGCCACACUCCAUUUCUUCAACAUUAAUUUAAUUUUGGAAGUCGUCGUUAGCUGAUUUCAUAUCAGUCGACCGGUGACCGUUGGCGGAAACUUAAAUUUUAAUUUUCAAUGUUCCCGUCACGACCCCGUGCGAACGCCGAUCAAACUCACAAAUAAUCGGGUAUCCGAUUAGCUUUGAACGGGGUGGUCCCGUCUGGUGGUAUCAAGGGGCGUAUUCCAUGGUACGAUGCCCAUUCCUUCUUUCCGUCAAAUAGUUCCCAGUCCAGGUUAUCUUCCUUGUGUCUUAGGUGGUACCUUUCGCCCACACACCUACUUUUCCGAUACCUGACAAACGAUAACUGAGUUCCCUCCAGGCCAUGAUGCUCGUUAUGAGAAUUGUGGAUUGCCACACCUAGCAUGGUAGUUUUCGCAUUGCUGAAACUCCUAAUAAUGAAAAUAAUGAAAAAUAUAUUUCAGAUGUGCUACAAAGCAAGCCGAAGGAGCUGUUACCUCUGUCCCAGCACUGUUAGAGGAUACAUCUAAGAAGCCCAGCCUACUUGUGGAAUCGCCUACUAAUGGAGCCGCCGAAACUGCGGCUGGAACUGAAGAAAGAGCCACGAUCGCCCUUCAAAUGGAGGAUUCUAAGGAAGAGAUUGAAGAUGAUAAGUUCGAUGAGAACGACAGUGAAUGUGGGCCUUCUCCAACUCUCGAGGAGAAUAGCGAGAAUUCGAUUGAAAAGAGUCCUGAAGAACUCGCAAAAGAGAAAGCUCAGAAAGAAGCCGAAGAGAAGGAGAAACAGAAGCUUCACGAGGAAGCGCUAGAUCGACGUAUCGAAGAUCUCAUUAUAUCUGGCGAUGGUGAUAUUCCGAAUGGAACCUACGGGCGUGACUUUAUGGUUGCUGUGCGCGAUUAUGAGAAAGCCUUCUCUCAUACCCCGUGUCCACUUACUCCACAGAAACUUUCUGAAUUCGGGUUGGAUAUCAAGACAAUGCGAAUUACCGACAGUAAGAAGCUUCUUCACCCCUUCACCCCUAACUGGGUGCCAAAUAAUAAAACAGGAAACCGUCAGCCAAAUGUGAGUUUUGAAAUUCUGUUUUUAGAAUUUCAUUUUUUUUUCAGGCGUAUCGUGGGAGAACCACCACUGACGGGACUGGACGGGGAGCUCAACCUCGUGAAAGAGGACAACACAACAAACGUCCGCCCACCGUCAGAGCCUCUAUCGAAAGAGUCACGCGUGUAACUUUGGCAUCGUCCAAAGAUGCUUGGAAGCCAGAACGUCAGAAGAACAGUGAUAACGUUCCAGAAGAAGAAGUAACUGUCAAGGUAAAACAUGUUCAUAUUGAAGGAAGAAUAACCCGUUUUUCAGGAAGUCUGCAAGAAGGUUCGAUCGCUGAUGAACAAGAUCACACCAACUUCACAAAUUCCUUUGACAAAGGAGUUUAUUUCGUAUAAUGUUUCAUCGGAUGACUCUCAACUUGGUCAAGUUGUCAAUAUUGUUUUCGACAAAGCCGUCGAAGAGCCAAAGUUUUGUGCGUUGUAUGCAGAGUUGUGUAGAGCACAAGUCGAAUUCGAAAUCAAGUCUUGCGGCGGAAAGUCUUUGUUCCGCAAUAAAGUUCUUACAAGGACCCAGUCGACGUUCCAAACCAAAAGCGAUGUUGACGAAGAGCGAAUGGCAAUCAUUGAAAAAGAAGAGGAUCCCGCCAAACGAGAUAUUUUGGCUGCUGAGGAACGACAGAAGUUUAGGAGACGAAAGUUCGGUGUGAUGACCUUCAUCGGUCAUCUGUAUCGAAAUCAACUUUUGUCUACAAAGAUUGUUCAAACAUGCACAUUCGAGCUUUUCGCAUCUAUUCUCCCGAAAAAACAAGACGAUAAAGAACUUGAGCUGAGAAAGGAGGACGUUGACGAGGAAUCAGUGCACUGUGCCCUCCAGUUGAUCGAGACUGUUGGUCCACUGCUUGACAAAUCGAAAGACACUAACACACUAUUUUUGGAUCAAUGGUUCCAGAAAUUGGAGGCUGCAAAGCCAUAUUGUUCUAACAAAAUUCGGUUCAUGAUUAUGAACUUGAUUGAAUUGAGAAGCAGCAAGUGGGUUCCAAGGAAAUCAGUGGAGUCUGGACCGAAAAAAAUUGAUGAGAUCCAUAACGACAUUCGCCAAGAAAAAAUUGAAAACGAGAAAGCGAGAGAUCAAUAUGAUCGUGAUCGUGAUCGCCGUCACGGAGGCGGAUCCGGCGGAGGCGUUCGGACCAAUAGCAAUUCUAUGAGGAAACAAGGACCAGUUUCUCGGAACUCUAUCGAGCGUCCAAAGGGACCUCAGCACCCAGAGCAGAAAAGAGCUGCAGCCGCAGCCAACACCAAACUUGCAUCGUCUAGUAAGUUGUUUUUACGGUCCUGUCAUGUAAAUAUUCUUUAUUCAGAUGUACAGCCGAAGAACAUAUCGUUGUCGUCGUCGAUGAAUGAUUCGACGCUCGGCAAAAGCAAGAAAGAGUGGCUUACAGGAGCUUCUGGAGGCGGAAACACAUCUGAGUCGCCAAAAUCUGCCUGGGUGCGUCGUGAUAGCAACGAUCAGAGAAAGAAAUCAAUGGUCGAUGAAAAGCAAUCGGCUCUGGCUGCUGCUAAAGAGUUCGGUGCCUUGUCCAUGUCUUCGCGACGAUCUACUUCACAGAACUCGAUCACUGACAAGGUUGACGAGGAACUGACAGAGGAAGACAAGGUCAGAAGAGAGAAGAUCAAGAGUUCAGUACACAACGAUAUCAAGGAAGUAGUCGCCGGAGAUCUCCCUCUGAAAGAUCUCUCUAUCAAUGAUUACGUCGGAUUGGAAAGAUAUGCCAAGCCGUCUCUGAGUGCGGUCUACGAAUUAGUCAUCAGAUCUGUCAGCGAUAGAGGUUUCAAAGAUGAGGAGAAGCUCGUGUUGGCGCACGUUCUCAGACUUUCGUUGACCGGAAAAGAAGAGAAGCAAGCUUUCAUUGACGGGUAAUUUAAAAAGUGAUCCGAAGAAAAAUUAUUACUGUUCUUAUUUAGAGUUACAAGGUUCUGCAAAUUUGCUGUCGAGGCUGAACUUUGGCAUGACUUCCCACAGGUCUGGACCACGACAGCUGAAGUUCUGGUGAACACGAUGCACGUUCCACAAGAAGUCAUCGGCGAAAAAGAAACUGAGCGCCUCGCAUUAAAUGAGAUGGGGUCAAUUUUCUUGACCGCGAAAAUGGAAGGAAAGAAAAAGUUCGCACUAUUCGUCAGUGUUUUAAAGCAGCUUGUUAGUUUCCUAUGCUCUAGUCUCGUUUAAAAUAAAAUCAUUCCAGGUAGAAAUUGAAAUGAAAGAGAACGGCGGUCAACCAGAAGCCCUAUCAUGGGACUUCCAGGAUUUACCAUACAAAGCUGAAAUGGAGAAGGACGGACUGAGCAACGAGUUGGAUGAAACGACAACGAAGUGCAAUCAAAAUUUGUUCGAACUUUUGAAAUCUGAAACCUGA
Caenorhabditis sp. 36 PRJEB53466 is the source of this 4846-nucleotide messenger RNA. Lineage: Eukaryota; Metazoa; Nematoda; Chromadorea; Rhabditida; Rhabditidae. The record is from the annotation of a GenBank genome assembly.